AUGUCUGAAGAGAAUAACCUUUGCAUUAAGAAAUGUGGGUUUUUCGGUACUGCUGAGAAUAUGAAUAUGUGUUCUUUCUGUUACAAAAAAUAUAUGGAGAAACAAUCGUUAGCUGAAAAGGCGGCAAGGAAAGCGAAGGGGAAAGAAGAGAGCGAAGCAGCAGAUAAAAAAGCAGAAGAAAGUGAGAAAGGAGGAUAUAUAGAGAAAGAAGAAGGAAAAAUGGAGAAAGAGGUAACAGAGUGCAGAUGUUUCAACUGCAAUAAGCGUUGCAGAAUGGGUGUGAGUUUUAAGUGUAGAUGUGAUCAUGUAUUUUGUAGCAAGCACAGAUAUCCAGAGGAACAUAAUUGUUCUUUUGAUCACAAGACAUUUGGGCGUCAGAGUCUUGCAAAAAAUAAUCCCCUAAUCAAGGGUUCCAAGAUUGACAAACUAUAA
Molecule: messenger RNA, 432 nt
Organism: Cryptomeria japonica (Japanese cedar)
Lineage: Eukaryota; Viridiplantae; Streptophyta; Pinopsida; Cupressales; Cupressaceae
Product: zinc finger A20 and AN1 domain-containing stress-associated protein 1-like
Exons: 1
Coding region: 1-432 (143 amino acids)
Molecular function (GO): DNA binding; zinc ion binding
Source: RefSeq, a predicted model, not a curated record